Messenger RNA from Asparagus officinalis (garden asparagus), 1894 nucleotides. Its product is annotated as cation/H(+) antiporter 15-like. Lineage: Eukaryota; Viridiplantae; Streptophyta; Magnoliopsida; Asparagales; Asparagaceae. Gene Ontology annotation, biological process: regulation of pH; proton transmembrane transport. Gene Ontology annotation, cellular component: endomembrane system; membrane. Gene Ontology annotation, molecular function: antiporter activity. The record is from RefSeq and is a predicted model, not a curated record.
UACAAUUUUGCCCAUCUCCCUCAUUCCGACCCUUUUUCAUCUCUCUCUAACCCCUCCAUCGUCUUUCUCCAUCAAAUCUGGCAACAUUCAUAUGGCCAUGGAAUAUUCAUCCCCAAUUCAGUUCUUGGAUGACAGCAGAGGAAAUGUUUCCACCUAUCCUCUGGUGUGCUACGCCCCAACGAUGACGACGAUGAACGGCAUUUGGCACGGCGAACGUCCGUUCAACUAUUCCCUUCCCAUGUUCAUGCUCCAGCUCAUGGUCAUCAUUGUAGCAACUCGAGUCACUACCAUUCUCCUUAAACCUUUCAAUCAGCCUCGAUUCAUUUCUGACGUCAUGAGUGGCAUUGUUCUAGGCCCAUCAAUCUUAGGACGAAUCCCAAUGUUCUCCAUCGUGGUCUUCCCCCUCCGCAGCGUCCUUAUACUAGAGGCCCUCGCCACCCUGGGCCUCAUCUUCUUCGUCUUCACCGUCGGCGUCGAGCUCGAGUUCGACGUCGUACCCCGCACCGGUCGCAAGUCCUUCGCCUUCAUCCUUGCCGACCUCAAACUCCUGAACUCCAACGUCGGACGCCUCGCCGUCUCCUCUGCCUUACUCAAUGGUACCGUCUCAUGGAUCCUUCUUGCCGUGUCCAUCUCGAUGGUGCACAAGGAUGGUGCAUUGAUGGCGUCUCUGUGGUCAGUGCUGUCGGCUGCGGUGUUCACAGUGUCAUGCUUUGUCAUCGUGCGUCCAGCGGUGCUGUGGGUGACGAGGAACACGCCGGAUGGUGAAGAAGUCAAUGAGCUAUACUCAUCCGGUAUCAUCGUUGGCGUGUUGGUAUCCGCCUUUGUGGCCGAUGUGAUUGGCACCCAUGCGAUAUUUGGCGCGCUGGUGUACGGGUUGGCGGUGCCCAACGGGACAGUGGGUGAGGCAGUGAUCGAUAAGAUUGAGAAUUUCGUCAACGGAUUGCUGUUGCCGUUGUUCUAUACGCUUAGUGGGCUUAGAACGGACGUGAGGACGGUGAGGCAUGGGGCGUCUGCGGUGAAGCUGGUGAUGGUGGUUGCAGCAUCGGCGGCAUCGAAGAUUGGAGGGUGUUUGAUGGCUGCGAGGGCGUAUAAUAUGCCGAGCAGAUCGGCGGCAUCGAAGAUUGGAGGGUGUUUGAUGGCUGCGAGGGCGUAUAAUAUGCCGAUGCUGGAGGGGUUGGAACUGGGGUUGUUGAUGAAUACUAAAGGGGUGGUGGAGUUGAUCAUACUUAACAUUGGAAAGGAUAAGCAUAUCCUAAAUGGGCAAUCCUUCACCAUCCUGGUCAUCUCCUCCGUCCUCCUCACCGCCCUGGUCACCCCUCUCAUUAAUGCUGUUGCCAAGAGCUCUCGCCGCUUCGUGGCCUACAAGCGCCGCACAGUCCGCUGGCCCAACCCAGACUCGGAGCUACGCAUACUCGUCUGCAUACAUCACCCACGUGACGUCCCCUCUCUCAUCACCCUCCUCGACGUCUCCCACCCAACCAAACGAGCCCCCAUCUUUGUCUACGCCCUCCACCUCAUCGAGCUCACUGCCCGAGCUGCUACCCUCCUCGUCAACAGUGCGGCAUCGAAGGACGCCACGGCAGCAUCGGGGGUGAGCAAGGUGCAGAUGCAGGCGGAGCAGGUAGUGAAUGCAUUCGAGACGUACGAGCAGCACGCGGGAGGGGUGUCGGUGCAGACGCUGAGCACGUUCUCACCGUAUCAGACGAUGCAUGAAGAUAUUUGUGGGAUUGCGGAGGAUAAGCAUGUGGCACUUAUUUUGUUGCCGUUUCAUAAGCAUCAGACUGUGGAUGGAUUCAUGGAGGUAUGCGUGAUUUAUUUUUUCUUUUAUUUUGGAAAUUAUAUUUUGGAAAAGGAAUUCUAUAAUAAUGGAAAAAUUGGAGGAAUAGGAAACUAA